Messenger RNA from Lactuca virosa, 1481 nucleotides. NCBI's taxonomy places the organism in Eukaryota, Viridiplantae, Streptophyta, Magnoliopsida, Asterales, Asteraceae. The record is from the annotation of a GenBank genome assembly.
CAGAAUUCCAAAGCAUUGCCCCAAAUCUCACAAUGGGAACUCUCUACCAAUACCCUAUCAAAUCUUCCACUCCUAAAAUCAUUCAUGACCUCAAAGUCAUCAUUCAUGACACCAUCACUAUCUUCCCUUCUCACGAGACAGAAAAACGGUCGAUGUUCUUGUCGAACAUCGACCAAGUUCUUAAUUUUAACGUGGAAACCGUCCAUUUUUUCGUGGGGGACCCUCAGUUUCCGUCACAAGUAGUAGCAGAAAAGCUUAAAUCUGCACUGAGUGAGGCAUUGGUUGUGUACGAUUUCUUAGCAGGAAGGUUGAGGUUGAAUCUUGAUGCACAACGUUUUGAGUUUGAUUGCAAUGGAGUCGGGGCUCGGUUUGUAGUGGGUUCGAGUGAGUUCGAGUUGCAUGAAAUCGGUGACUUGGUGUACCCGAACCCUGGAUUCAGACAAUUGGUUCAAAAGAGCUAUGAUGAUUUGGCAAUACAUGAUCGACCACUUUGCAUUAUUCAGUUAACAUCCUUCAAAUGUGGUGGUUUUGCAAUUGGUGUGGCAACAAACCAUGCUACUUUUGAUGGCAUAAGCUUCAAAACCUUCCUCCAAAACUUAGCUUCUUUGGCUGCUGAUAAACCCCUCGCCACCACUCCCUGCAACGAUCGCCGCCUCCUGGCAGCAAGAUCGCCACCGCAGAUCCAAUUCGACCACCCCGAACUGUUCAAGAUCCCAACCGGAAUCGAUCUCCCAAGCCCUACAGUUUUCGACACCCCAGAAGGUGAACUCGACUUCAAGAUAUUCAAUCUGACCUCAAACGACAUAGCCUACCUCAAGCAGAAGGCCAAAGAUGAACCCUUUUCAACCAACGCGAAAAUCACAGGGUUCAAUGUGGUUGCCGCCCAUGUUUGGCGGUGCAAAGCCUUGUCCUCCGGCACCAAUUACGACCCAGAGAGGGUUUCCACGGUUCUGUACGCCGUAGACGUCCGGUCCCGGUUGGGUCUGCCGCCGUCAUACGCCGGCAACGCUGUUCUGAGCGCGUAUGCAUCUGCGCGAUGCAAGGAGAUUGAAGAAGGUCCGCUGUCGAAGCUGGUGGAGAUGGUGACUGAAGGUACUAAACGGAUGACGGGUGAAUAUGCACAAUCUGUGAUUGAUUGGGGAGAAGUGAACAAAGGGUUUCCGAAUGGUGAGUUUCUGAUUUCGUCUUGGUGGCGAUUAGGAUUUGCAGACGUGGAGUAUCCAUGGGGAAAACCAAGGUACAGUUGUCCGGUGGUUUAUCACCGGAAAGAUAUAAUAUUACUAUUUCCGGACAUCAUCGGAGAGAGCAACAAUGAAGUCAACGUCUUGGUGGCUUUGCCUGGGAAAGAAAUGGAAAAAUUUGAGGCCCUAUUUCACAAGUUCUUGGCAUGAUCAUUGAAGUCUUUAAAAAGUACCUUGGUUAAUUUGGUUUUGAAGCAUAUAUGAUAUAUGUAUACACACAAUAAAUGUAAUGUAAGUAUG